UGAUCGCAUCCGAUUUCAUCGCCGUUGCUCUACUCUGACCCUCUUCUCUCUUCUCCUUGAUUAGACGUUUCAUAAGAGGAUAAAACCUCCUCCUCCCCACCGACACUCACUCUCUUUGGGAUUGGCAUUCCCAUCAAACCCAGAAAACAACCGCCACGGCUUCUGGAUCGCCGAGACGAACCACUUCUACUAUUCAACUAUUGCCCAGCUCGUGCGGGCCCCGCGCCGAAGAACGGAGCUGGAUCUUUCCCAGCCGUGUCAUUCCACUCCCAACGUUUAUGGAACUCAGGGAAUCACCUUUUUUAGCUAUAACUGGAUUGCUCUGCCUUUGCCAGACUCAAAGAGUCUACGUAUACCUAGCUAACCGGCUGCUCACUGUGCGAGAUUCUUGUCCGGUGAAAACCAGAGCUUGGGCCGUGUGGAUCCCCCGCCUCCUCAACCAUCCGUACUUCUGCCGUCAUUGUCACAAUGGUGGUCUUCGUUGACUACGAUCACGACGCCUUCGGCAGGCAUAGUUUCCCUGGCGUCCCCGAUACACUCCUGCAUUCUUCCUUAGAACCUCAAAAGCCAACCUUGUCCAAGUUACUGGCAAUCGGUCCAGCUCCAUCGAAGAACGUGCCUGCAGCUCACGAUCAGUCCGCCGAUCCGUCACAGAAUCAUACAUACAACCAUGAAUAUCAACAGCAUGCUCUCAACUGGAACGCUUUUUCGGCCGCUCUAAGCUGCUAUCCGAUCAUAAAGGAAAUUGCUCGAGCAGUCGACCUGAACACCUUGCAUGCCCUCUCCCAAACCUGCCGCCAGUUUCACGCAAAUCUGGCCCCAUACCGCUCGCUGUUGAUUAAACAGACCUUACGCUGCGAGAAUGAGUACAUCGAGACCGUAUCGGACAUGCUCGACAGCGGAGCAGCAAUUCCCGACAGCGUCAAGUCUGUGCUGCAGCUAUUGAGCCAAAACGCAAGAGCAUCGGGCCGAAUAACCACUGGCAAGGUUGCCAAAUGCGCCCGGGAUAUGGUUGCUGAGUGUCGUCGAUGCUCUAAAGUGGUGUGCCGGAACUGUAUCAUUAAGCCUCCCUCGAGCAGCAUGUAUAAAAACCGCAUCCGCCGUCUCUGCACCACCUGCCAGACAGCCCCGUUAAGUGACUUAAUUGAUCCAUUGUCCUCUUCGUCUCAAUCUGCAAUGGCUCCCGAAUCAUCAGCACUAAACCCAAAGCCAACGGCCAUUGCGUUUCAACGUACUCCAUGCAAUUGUUAUGAAGCGAUCUGGCUCUGCCAUCAAUGUGGUCACCGCGUCCGCAGCAAUGACACCACCUACCGUCGCGUCUGGACCUGGCGUACACGUUACAGCACCUAUCUUGGCGGUCUAGGCACAGGGAUCGGCGAGGGCUGUCAGGGUGUCAAGUGCGGCCGAGAGGAUCAAUGUCUUGCAGCCAAAGAGAUCGAACUCGAGGUUGAAUGCGAAGCGGACGAGGCGUCCGGGGGCAGCUCGCCGGAUUACAGUCAUUACUAUGAGCAUCGGAAUCAUGCGCAUAGUCCCCCCAGACACACCACCAUCGAAAGCUGGGACCAUCGCGAGGGAGACGAACCGGGGUAUUUUCGGCAGGAGAUCAUCGGGAUUGGAGGGAGGGUGAAGCAGAAGGCGAAGAAGAGAAUUGUAGUUGGUGCUUGUGUGGCGGAGCAUGAAGAUGAGAGGGAAACAGGAGAGUAUCUUACUAGGGAGGAGAAGGGAGAACAUCGUAGUUGGUGCGGCUGGUGCUGGAGGGUCAUCCCUGCGAAGGGAGAGAUCCAAUAGUCCUAGGAUCUGGAGUUGCUGAGAAGGCGAUAAUUGUUAGCACAAGUAUAUCACUAGGUAGAUCGAGUUGGAAUACCACUUCCCAGAUGUAGCACACACGUGUCGG
Messenger RNA from Aspergillus aculeatus ATCC 16872, 1894 nucleotides. RefSeq lists its product as uncharacterized. The record is from RefSeq and is a predicted model, not a curated record. Bases 469 to 1788 code for a protein of 439 amino acids. The transcript is spliced from 3 exons. NCBI's taxonomy places the organism in Eukaryota, Fungi, Ascomycota, Eurotiomycetes, Eurotiales, Aspergillaceae.